CCUCUUUCAUCAGGCGGGUGAUUUGCGUGUUUCCCUGUAAUGUAGCGUUAAACUACUUUCUGACUGUUAUCUUAAUAGUAUCAUUACUGAAACACAGUGACACAGACACACAUCAUACAGCUGCUCUUCAUUUAGCUACAUAACGUUAAACGAAGCCAGCUAAGCUAAGAGCGGUUAGUUAGCUUAGUUAGCUUAACUAGUUAGCUGAACUAACGUCAAAUAAAAUGUCUCUGAGCGCCGUACUCGGAAUAUUAUCAAGCCUGAAGUCGUGCCAGGCAGACAUCGGGACGGGGAUGGACAUAGUGACAGAUGUGGCGAUUGAUCUGGCGGAAGCUCAGGAUGGAGAAGGACACCCUGGCAUUAAAGACAUGGAGGCCAUGAUUCUCGAGUGUGCCCAGCUGGACAGGGAGAUUAACUACUUUGUUGAUGUUGUGCAACAAGUCACAUCAGAGGUUACUACACAGCAGCCAGAGGCCAUGUUCAGCCUGUCUGACAAAGUGAAGGAGCAGUUUAAUGAGAGAAUAGCCAGACUCUCUGACACCGAGCUGCAGAAUCACCAGAAAGUAGUGGCCUUCAAGGACAGCAUCAGGAACUCUCUCAACCAAGCCAACCAGGAGUCAGCAGAGAACAUGGAGGAGCUUGAUGAGGACAUUGCUGUUACACAGAGCCAAGUCAACUUCACCUGCCCACUCACGCAGGUGGAAAUGGUAAACCCGGUGAAGAAUAAGAAGUGCAACCACCACUACGAUGAAGAAGCCAUACGGGGCGUGAUCAAAGCAAGACACAGCCAGAGAAAGAAAUGCCGCUGUCCUGUAGUGGGCUGCGGAAACACAGACAUCAGCGAGUCAGACCUGAUUCCUGACCAGAUUCUGAGGAGAAGGAUCCAGAGCCAAAAGAGGCAGAGCAACCGGACGUAGUACUCAAUAUUUUAAUUUGAGUAAUUUAUCAUAAAGCUCAUGCCUUGGUUAUUGUUAUUUGCAUAAUAACAAAGGAACAUUUUGUUGACAGUAUUUUCAGCUAAUUGUUUUCAUCAUCAGUACACUGAAGUUGCUGACCUAUAUUUGCUGGUUUUUAUGGAUAAUUUUUUUUUUUUUUCAUUUUCUAAGCUCUGCUGUCCAGUUGAAUUUUAAUUUCAAACUUGUUUGCAUUUCAGCUACAGCAUUUUGGAUACUCAAGUCAUGUUGAAUGUAAAUAAAGGCUGCAGAUAUUUGCAUAAAAUAA
Molecule: messenger RNA, 1221 nt
Organism: Thunnus maccoyii (southern bluefin tuna)
Lineage: Eukaryota; Metazoa; Chordata; Actinopteri; Scombriformes; Scombridae
Gene: nsmce2
Product: NSE2 (MMS21) homolog, SMC5-SMC6 complex SUMO ligase
Exons: 6
Coding region: 225-917 (230 amino acids)
Biological process (GO): double-strand break repair via homologous recombination; protein sumoylation
Cellular component (GO): Smc5-Smc6 complex; nucleus
Molecular function (GO): SUMO ligase activity; zinc ion binding
Source: RefSeq, a predicted model, not a curated record